AGAAAAUUGAUCAAAUUAAAGAUAGUUCGUUUGAUUUUUGGCAAUUUUGGCAAUUCUUUUCAGCGAAUGUUGUCGAUGUAACAAUUUCCAAUUGUUUCAAUUGUUGAAGCGAAAUAAAGCGUUAUUUGGAAAGUAUUCGUUUGCGAAUUUCUAGUGAAAAAAUGAUGAGAGAAAGUUAUAAUAGACGUGAUGGCGCUGAACCCGACGGUCAGCAAAAUCAGAAUUAUUGGAUUAAUAAUAGUUUCUAUGACUUGCCCGCCAAUGAGUGUUUCUCCGCUUACAAAGGAGAUUCAUCAUUUGAGGUGAACAAACCUAAGAGAGAUUUAAAGAUAGGAGGAUUUAAACACUUUUUCAAAAGUGUAUUUUGUAAACUGUUGCGCUGUUGUUGCGUAAAAGGAGAAACUUCCGAUUCACCGAAGUGCGAAUUGGAGGAUUUUCAAUCUGGACUUGAACGUCUAAACAACACUAAAGACAAGUACAAAUUUCAAGAAAUUGGUGAAGGAUCUUUUGGCACAGUGUAUGUGGGUCGGUGUAAAAGUUCCGACAAAGCAAUCGCUGUCAAAGCCAUCAAGAAACGACGGUUUUUCCUAAAGCAGAAAUUAGAUAUUCUCAAAGAAGGAACUGCUUGGAGCCGCGUAUCCAGUCAUCCUCACAUUGUCAGUUUUAUUGGUCUCUUCGAAACUGAUAUUAGUCACUGUUUCGUCUGUGAUUAUGUGAGUGGAGAGAAUUUGACCGACUUCUUGGAAAUAAACGGAAUAUUAUCGGAAACCCAAGCUAAGACGAUCGGUGCACAACUUGCUUCGGCCAUUAUUUAUAUUCACAAAAAAGGAAUUAUUCACAGAGAUAUAAGCUCAAACAACAUCUUAAUAGAUAAAAAAAAUGGAGCACAUUUGAUUGACUUUGGUCUGUGCACAUUCGAACGCCGUCCACAAGACUUCUGUGGCACUCUGUUCUAUUUAUGCCCAGAAAUUGUUCAACGGAAGGAAUAUGACGCUUACUGCGAUUGGUGGGCGUUUGGAGUUGUAUUAUACCAGAGUUUGAUUGGAAAAACUCCAAUGAACAUUUACCUGGAAGAAAUUAUGACCAUUGAAGAUUUCCAGUCAUUGCCGAUAAUCGAGAAACUCCAAAUUGCUGAAGAAGUGGAGUUAACGUAUCCUUUUGAACUAUCGGAGGAUGCCAAACAAAUAAUCCAGGAUUUGUUACAGAAAAAUCCUCGGGAACGUCUUACAGAAGAAAACAUCAAAAAUCACAAUUUUUUCGAUGAUGUGUCGUGGCCUAUAAUGCCAGAGAAUUAAAUCAUUAUUUAAGACAUGCAUAGAAUUGUUCGAAUGGAUUACUUCUGUUCAUUCGUUCCUUUUAUUUUUACUUUAAAUGUUUUCUUUUAACUUCAUACUUUAUUCGUUAUAAAUAAAUCUUAAUUAAUUACUUAUCGUUUUCGCACGUUUUGAUUGUGUCACUCGUCUGACUUUUAUAUGAUCCGAAUGUUAAAUACAUUAUUAUAAAUGAUACGUAAUUAGGAAUUACUCAGUGACACGCUGUCCAUGAAAGCUGUGGAAACGCCGCUUUCCUU
This is a messenger RNA of Centruroides sculpturatus (bark scorpion), 1570 nucleotides long. RefSeq names its product RAC serine/threonine-protein kinase-like. The transcript has 12 exons. Gene Ontology annotation, biological process: peptidyl-serine phosphorylation; intracellular signal transduction. The coding region runs from base 162 to 1295 and encodes 377 amino acids. Lineage: Eukaryota; Metazoa; Arthropoda; Arachnida; Scorpiones; Buthidae. Gene Ontology annotation, molecular function: ATP binding; protein serine/threonine kinase activity. The record is from RefSeq and is a predicted model, not a curated record.